AUGGCGACGUCACUGAACCUUUUGAGAAAAUCGAAUGGCUCCAUUCCUGCCGUUUUUAAUCACAAGGUGCUCGGAAACAUACUAAAGUUUAACACGAACAAGCAGAAGAAUUUGGCCUGUAACCAUGUGAGUGACCAGCUGGAAGGGCACACCGUGGGGGAACAUCUGGACAAAGGCAACAUCCACUUUAAGUACUGCCCUUACCUGAAGCCAUUAGACAUAAAAGGAAUCAAGAGGGCCGACCGGAAGUUCGACUACAACAGCAGCUACUCAUUUAUGCUGGCGCAGAAAGAUUUUUCAGAAAAUCCGCAAAACAGGAACUUCCUCACGCACUACUUGUACAACGGGAUGAAGGUCCCCCUGCCCCCCAGGAGAUACAAAUUGGCCCAAUAUGUAAGGCGUGGGAGCGGUGUGGGAAUGGUGUGGAAGCGUUGUAAAGAGUUCUGA
This is a messenger RNA of Plasmodium inui San Antonio 1, 447 nucleotides long. RefSeq lists its product as hypothetical. The transcript is spliced from 2 exons. Lineage: Eukaryota; Apicomplexa; Aconoidasida; Haemosporida; Plasmodiidae. The record is from RefSeq and is a predicted model, not a curated record. The coding region runs from base 1 to 447 and encodes 148 amino acids.